Molecule: messenger RNA, 1092 nt
Organism: Maudiozyma barnettii
Lineage: Eukaryota; Fungi; Ascomycota; Saccharomycetes; Saccharomycetales; Saccharomycetaceae
Gene: PDE1
Product: 3',5'-cyclic-nucleotide phosphodiesterase PDE1
Exons: 1
Coding region: 1-1092 (363 amino acids)
Biological process (GO): cGMP catabolic process; negative regulation of glucose mediated signaling pathway; cAMP catabolic process
Molecular function (GO): 3',5'-cyclic-GMP phosphodiesterase activity; 3',5'-cyclic-AMP phosphodiesterase activity
Source: RefSeq, a predicted model, not a curated record
AUGCCAGAUUUUGAGAUAUCCAUAUUGGGUGGGUCAGGUGGACCAUUUGAAAAUUCUACGCAAUGUUUUAUGUUACGAUCGACCCAUAAUACGAGGGACACACAACUGAUAUGCGUGGAUGGAGGGGUUGGUUUGGGAAGUAUUGCGACGAUGCUCCGUUUGGAUAAGAAUACGAAAGUUGUAGAGAGCCUUUACGAAAAUGAAGAAGAGCCUAUCGAGAAGUACGUCGACAACACAAUGUUGCCACAACUCGUGAGAGGGUUUCCACAAAUAAUUACAAGCCGGUUAAGGGGAAAUAUUUUACAGCAAGCUAUGGAAUUGUACCAAAAAAUAGGAGAAUAUUACAUUACACACCCACAUAUGGAUCACAUUGCUGGGAUGAUCAUGAACUCUCCCGCCAUUUAUGAGCCAUCUGUGCUAUCAAAAAAAUAUGUGAAAGGCCUUCCAUUUACCAUAAAACCUUUAAAUGAUUCCAUCUUUAAUGAUAUCAUAUGGCCACAACUGUCAAAUAAAUCGUUGGGACGACUUGACCUGGUAACGUUGUCACAACAAAUACCACAUAACUCGUCAUCAAUACCUGAAUGGAAUAUAAUACCCUUUGAGGUCUACCACGGUUCAAAAGUUUCUGAUUUGACUGCACACGUUUCCAGUUCUGUGUAUAUUAUAACUAACACAAGGACAAAAAAUUCUAUUGUUAUGUGUGGUGACUUGGAAAAAGAUCACGACAACCUACAGGAACCGAAAUUAUUAGAUCAAAUGUGGUCAUACCUAGCGAAAAAUGUUCCUUUAGAAAAUUUGAGUUCAAUUGUGGUGGAAUGUUCCAAUUCAUCAUCUAUAGAUGAAAGAAGACUCUUUGGUCAUCUAUCGUCAAAUAAACUACUAGAUGAGCUUCAAGUAUUAAGGGACAAGUACAGUAUUUCAUCGGGACUUGGAAACUUGAAAGUGAUCAUAUCUCAUGUCAAGAUGGCCUACUUAGAUAAGGAUCCACGAUUAACUAUUUUAGACGAAUUACGAACACUUGCACAUACAAUUCGAGGUUUAGAAAAUAUAGCAUUUUCAAUUGCCGUUCAAGGUUACACAUUCACAGUUUGA